Molecule: messenger RNA, 1610 nt
Organism: Tupaia belangeri chinensis (Chinese tree shrew)
Lineage: Eukaryota; Metazoa; Chordata; Mammalia; Scandentia; Tupaiidae
Gene: TMEM59L
Product: transmembrane protein 59 like
Exons: 7
Coding region: 1-1113 (370 amino acids)
Source: RefSeq, a predicted model, not a curated record
AUGGGCGAGGUGGGGUGGACACAGCGCUCGAGCCCGGCCCUGACGAUUUUCCGGGGCAAACUUGGCUCUGUGGCCGUGUCUCCGCUGGAGCCUGGGAUCACAGUUGCAUUUGGCCCAGGGCUCGCUGGAGGUCUCGGCGUCCGUGCGAAGGAGCUGGCUGAGCUGGCCAGAGGGGAGGAGGCGGGGGCGGCCGGGGUCCACCCCAGGAGGGCGGGACUUGAGAGCCCCCCGGAGUCAGAGUCGUCCCAGCAUGACAGAGCCGUCCUGGUCAGCGCCUGUGAACGAGGCUGCCGCCUCUUCUCCAUCUGCCGCUUUGUGGCCCGGAGGUCCAAGCCCCAACCCAGGGGUGGGGGGGUCCUCCCUGUGCACGCCCCCUUGCUCCCUGCAGCCUGCGUGGAAGCCUACGUGAAGGAGUCUGAGCAAAAUGCCUGCAGAGAUGGUUGCUGGAGCCAGUCCCCCGAACCCAAGCUGGAGCUGCAGCUGGAGCAGAAGAGAAAGGUUCUGGAAGCACCCAGUGGGGCGUUGUCCCUCCUGGACUUGUUUUCUACCCUCUGCAAUGAUCUUGUCAACUCAGCCCAGGGCUUCGUCUCUUCCACCUGGACAUAUUACCUGCAGACCGACAAUGGGAAGGUGGUGGUGUUCCAGACUCAGCCCGUGGUAGAGAGCCUCGGGUUCCAGGGGGGCCGUCUGCAGCGAGUGGAGGUGACCUGGCGGGGAUCCCACCCUGAGGCCUUGGAGGUGCAUGUGGACCCCGUAGGCCCCUUGGACAAGGUGCGGAAGGCCAAGAUCCGAGUCAAGACCAGCAGCAAAGCCAAAGUGGAGUCCGAAGAGCCCCAGGACAACGACUUCCUCAGUUGCAUGUCCCGGCGCUCGGGGCUGCCCCGCUGGAUCCUGGCCUGCUGUCUCUUCCUGUCCGUGCUGGUGAUGCUAUGGCUCAGCUGUUCCACCCUGGUGACCGCGCCUGGCCAGCACCUCAAGUUCCAGCCCCUGACCCUGGAGCAGCACAAGGGCUUCGUGGUAGACCCGGACUGGCCCCUGUACCCUCCCCCGGCGCACGCCUGUGAAGACAGCCCCCCGCCCUACAAGCUGAAGCUGGAUCUGACCAAGCUGUAAGAGACUCGGGGCUCCGUGUCUCCCCAGCAUUGCCAAGUGCAAGGGCCCCUCGGGGCUCACUUGCUCCGAGCCCAGGAGGAUCCAAGCUGAAGGUGGAAUCAUUUCUGAGCUCUUCUGCAACCACCUGGCUCCCUCCAGACCUGCCCGUCACCCCCCCUGAGUCCUGGGGCCAGGGUGCCCUGAUUGGGCAGGUGGGAUCUGGCCUUGAUUCCUCCCUGUCCCCCGUUUUUCUGGGACGCGCUUCUGUGUGUUUUCUCGUGUGUGGCUUUCUGAGUAUUCGUGUCGCCGUCUCUCUUUCUCUCUCCCUUUUCCGGGGGCUGAGGCCUCGGCGGGGACAGCCUUCUUCUUUAUCACUCGCAUCCCCACCUCCGGAGGCUGCGGGGGGGCCCCACGAGGGAGGGUGCAGGGACAGCUCCAUGCUGGGAGGGAGGGAAGGUUGCUGGGCGGAUGACCUGGCAUGAGGGCUGGGAGGAAUAAACCGUGUAUAUGAGACACCU